AUGCUUGGCAUCAUUCGAGACUGUACAAUUCAACAUGCGAAGCAAACUGAGCAUGUGGAUUGGUUCAUGGGCAUACCUGAACUAAUGGCAUUUAUUUGCAUCACCAUCAUGAGGGGAAUCUUCAAGGUGCCAUCACUGCCUGACUGUUGGUCGAAAAACCUGGGAAGCCCACACAUCAUCGAAACCAUGUCCCGAGGCCGUUUCCAAAACAUCAUGCAUCACCUGCGCUUUGAUGACAGAGACACCCGCAGCGAGCGAGUACAGACUGAUAGGUUUGCUGCAAUUUCAAACAUAAGGGGAUUGUUUGUCACCAACUGCAUCACAUCCUACAUUCCUGGUCAACACAUCACCAUUGACGAACAACUUUUCCCUAAAUUGCAACUAAACCAGACAAGUUUGGCGUGUGACUUGAAAACCAAAUACGUCUGCAACAUCCUCCCAUAUCUUGGCAAGGACCCCACUCGGCCUCGUGGGGAGAGAGUGUCUGAGAGUGUAGUCAUGAGGCUGAUGGAACCAUUCUUGGACAAGGGCAGAAAUGUUACCACAGACAAUUUCUUUACAUCACUGUCACUUGCAAAACGACUACUUAGCCGGAAUACAACCAUCCUCGGCACAGUCAACAGGAUUCGCCAAGAAAUCCCACCGUCAACUCGACAGAUGCACCGCGAUGAAUUUACCACGCAGGUAUUUUCAUCCACUGGUGCCACACUGACUGCGUAUGCGCCCAAGCGGAAGAAGACUGUGUAUGUUCUAAGCAGCAUGCACAGCACGAUUGAGACACAGAAAACCACCAAAAAGAAGCCAAACACCAUCACACUCUACAACACAACAAAGUGCGGUGUCGAUAUCAUGGACCAGAUGGUGCGGGAAUACACUGUCCGCGCAGGAACAAGGCGCUGGCCAGUAGCAGUGUUCUACAACAUGAUAGACAUUGCAGCACUGAAUGCCCACGUGCUCUAUCAAUUAUGCACCGGCAGAAAGGAAAGACGGGUGGAUUUCCUGUUUGAACUGGCAAGAGAGUUGGCUCACUCCCAUGUGGGUAUGAAAAAGGCCCAAAAGGAGCAAUUGCUUCGGCAACAACCCUCCACACCACAACUCAGACAAAGAGCCAAGUGUCAGGCUAAAAUCAAAUGCAAGAACAAUCGUGCAACAGUGCGCUGUGAUGACAAAUACACAUGUGGGAAAUGCCGAAAGGAGCAAUGGCAGUGCCAGAAU
Messenger RNA from Menidia menidia (Atlantic silverside), 1215 nucleotides. The record is from the annotation of a GenBank genome assembly. Lineage: Eukaryota; Metazoa; Chordata; Actinopteri; Atheriniformes; Atherinopsidae.